Messenger RNA from Capronia epimyces CBS 606.96, 1818 nucleotides. RefSeq lists its product as uncharacterized. The record is from RefSeq and is a predicted model, not a curated record. NCBI's taxonomy places the organism in Eukaryota, Fungi, Ascomycota, Eurotiomycetes, Chaetothyriales, Herpotrichiellaceae. Bases 1 to 1818 code for a protein of 605 amino acids. The transcript has a single exon.
AUGUCGAGGUCUUCCCCCUCUGCCCUGUUCACCCGUCGAACCCUGAGAAGUCUCUGCCGGAAUCCCACCAUUGACUUCUUCUACGCCAAACCUCCGUCCUCGAGAUCCUUUACCCACAAACCAUCUCUUCUGCUCGUGGCUCGUCCCAUCCCGCGACCCCAACUUCCCUUUCUCCAUCCCAUCUCCCGAACAAAUAUAACACAGGCCCCGCUUGGCCGGUUCCUCUCGACCGAACGAAAGCAACGGUGGAAAGCCCAACUAUGGCGCCAGUUACGGUUUCACGCCUACCUCUGGCCGUCGCUCCUCCUAGCCACCAUUCUGUUACUCGGGGUGCAACACACCAAAAUUGAGCGAGACUACCCUACGCCUCGAGAAUGGUCGUUUUGGAGUCGUUGGAUCCUGCGGGAUGCGAAAUACACCGAGCUGGGCGAAGGGGCCAAAGUCCAACAAGUCUUGACGGACUGGGAAAAGGCCGGCUAUCUGUACACCGAGGCGAUACGACGGUUAGAGAGCGAGAAGUAUGACGGCCAGAACUUGAUGCAAAAUGAAGCGAGCGGGUCGGAUGCGGAUGCGCAUAGUCUGGGAAUCGCUGGCUUCGACGUCAGCGCGAAAAGUGAGCAGUGGCGACGGGGGUACCAUGAAGCGUUGAUGGGCGCCGGUCGUGCCGCGGAACACCUGGAUGGAAUGUGUAGAAAGAAAGGCCAAGUAAGAGGACGAGUCUAUCCUCGGGAAAGUAUUCCAGGUCCCGACAAUCCACGGCCGAAACCGCUUCCAUGGGAUAAGAACAAGGGGCAUGAAAACCCGCCCACUGCGGACCAAGUCGAGGAUGCUUUCCCACCACCCGAAACAUUCUACCUAAAGAUUCUCACCACCUCGGGGUUCGACACCAGGCAACGGCUCGAAGCUGCAAUGGCAUAUGCGGAUUGGUGCGACUUCAAGGGACUGACCGAGACGGCCGAAGAGACAUAUCACUGGGCCAUGGACAUUGCUCAAUCAGGAGUACCAGGCGUUACGACCGAGGUUGUCGACGUCCGAUCCGGAGUGAUCAACAAAGACCAAGAAGAGGUGGUUACCGAGAACAUACUGAAAGUGUGUACGGCGCUGGGCGUGCAUCAUGCCCGAGUUGGAAACGUCAAGCAAGCGUUACCCAUCUUCCUCAGUGUGUUGCGAGCCCGAAAGAGCCUACCUCCUCCGCCGUCCGGGCUGAUGGAGUUGAGCGGCAGCACAACGAAAGCCGCAGGGCAGGAGGACCAAGGCAUCUGGCCAUAUGUAUAUGCUUUGAAGGAUCUGAUCAUCGAGAGACCGUACCCUCCGCCUCCCCCCACGGGCAAUGAAAGGCCAUUCCACACGUUGAAGGAGGCGUGCGAGGAGGUCGGGUUGAUGACGUACAUCGGCGAGAUCCUGUUCGCCACCAGCGAAAGCGAGCGAGAAAAAGGUCUCAGUUGGACCCGGGACAGUGUCGAAGCCGCCGAGGCGGUCAUGUGGGUCAUGGACGAACGGAAACAAGACGACGGCAAGGAACGGUGUCGCGAGUGUCUGGAGACGGGCCUGCAGAACUGGAAGGCCAUGUCUCGCCAGAUGAGCCGGCUCGCAGCGCAGAGGGAGCAAGAGAUGGCCAAGGGGGUGGGUUCUGGUCUGUUUGGCUCGUCGUGGUCAUGGCUGGGCCUAGGAAAGGCGGUCCAGCUGGAAAGGGUGCGGCAGGAGAAACGGCGAUGGGAGGAAGAGAAUGUGCAGAUCGAACUGCGGAAGGAGAAGACCCUGCCGUUGACGCAGCCUCUCAAACCCUUGUCGGGGGGGUUGAUGUCGACUUAUGUUUGA